This is a messenger RNA of Cercospora beticola, 1664 nucleotides long. RefSeq lists its product as uncharacterized. Lineage: Eukaryota; Fungi; Ascomycota; Dothideomycetes; Mycosphaerellales; Mycosphaerellaceae. The record is from RefSeq and is a predicted model, not a curated record.
AUGUCUAUCGUCAAGAAUAUCCCAGUCCUCACCAUGCUCGCUCGUCGCUCUCUGCACGCGGCUCCAGCACUACGCCACUCCUCAUCCAAGCGCAUUGCGGGCGCUCCGUCGCCACAUCGGAGCGACCUCGUCACUCCAUCGAGCCAGAAGAAGCGCAGAUAUGGCAAAGCGGAGUUCCUUUACGACACUAAGCACUUGAGCAUCGGGCUUCUGUUGGGGCUCGUGGGCGCCAAGACGCUACACGUUGCGGCGAAGGAGGAGGUCGAAUGGACCUGGAAAAAGAGCCUGGAGGACGGUGGACUUUUCGUGGAGAAUGUCUCUGAUGGAGUGAAUGAAAAGCUGCUUCCAGAGCCCGCCCGAAGCGAUGUGAUGAGUCACGUCUACCUCUUCACUUUGACUGGGCAUGUGCAACAUGUCUCCGUGUUGAGCGAAGUGAAUACAAAGUCGUACUCACGUGCACCCGCGGUGAACAGCUGCAUGUGGCGCAUCAUUCACUUGCUUAGCGCGUUCCGAAGCUUAACUAUCGCACUCGACGACAACUUCCAGCGCCAAACUGCCCGACUACAUUUUCAAUCAACAACCAGCAGCCAACAUAGCUCAAGCAGUCCCGGUGGUCUCGAGGUGAGUACCUGCUCGAUCGCGCCGGAGUCCGUCACUGACUCGAGUAGCCAACAAACGAUGCCAAAGAGAGCUGGCCCACUGAAGGCCGUUGCUCACAACAAAAAGGCCAAAGUCAGCAGCGAAAACGCAUCGAAAAUGGACGCAGAGAACCCACACGACAACAGGUGCUUGUUCUUCGAGCUCUCCGCAGAACUGCGGAACGAGAUAUAUGAGCUCGCUCUGGUGAAGUCCGAGGAGAUAGAGAUCACAAAGGAGACGUUCGCUCAGCCAGCUCUUUUGCGCACAUGUCGCCAGAUCCGUGCAGAGGCUGUUCAGAUUUACUACUCUCGGAACGAGUUCUAUACCACAAUCUCUCGCUUGGAUGCGAGUCUUCUUCGCGCAUUCGGUCAGCAGCAGUCCCACGAAGAGGUUUGGCUUAAGAGGACAGGCGUGGCUUUGAUACUCAAUGAAGGCUCCAAUGACGCGUACUGGCCCAAUUUCCUCCAGUGGAUGAAAUGGUACUAUGACGACGAAGUCACGGGCUUGGCUUGUCCGGAGGACUGUCCGGGAGGUCUCUGCUGCACUCUGGAUGCGGCUUUCCGCAUCGUGAGUGAGUUGCAAGAUCUUCGCUGGAAGCGAGUUUCUACAGUUCUGGAGACUUUGAAGAGAAUGAAACAGCCAGAGAACGGCAGUUCGUUGCGCUGGCUCGAAAGUUCUCAAGACUGAGGCAUUCGUGUCAGGGAGCUUCGCUUGAACGAAGAAAAUGGCCGUGCUCAGCUCACCAUCCAGCUGUGGGUACUGUUGUGCCAGAGAAGACUGUCGGAGAGUUGAGCAACUGCACACGACGACUUUGGUGCGGGGACGGAAUAAUGCGUCGAUUGAGAACUGCGAUAGCUGAAGCGUCAGCACGCAACCGUGGAAGUGAUAUAAAGUGCCACAUAUUGUUCAAGGCAACAGGAUAGAGAGACGAAGAUCGAGAUUCCGCACUGCAUUAUCAUCUUCUGCAAGCGUCGCUUCGCAGAUCAUAAUCGAAUGUGCGCUCACUGCGGACCACACGAGCAGAC